This is a messenger RNA of Candida dubliniensis CD36, 732 nucleotides long. RefSeq lists its product as uncharacterized. The record is from RefSeq and is a predicted model, not a curated record. Lineage: Eukaryota; Fungi; Ascomycota; Pichiomycetes; Serinales; Debaryomycetaceae. Gene Ontology annotation, molecular function: hydrolase activity. The transcript has a single exon. Bases 1 to 732 code for a protein of 243 amino acids.
AUGGCUUCUAAUCCCCCAAGAGCUUGUUGUGCCCAAACCAAUUUCCACGAAGGCACUCCAUUAGGUACACAUCUGGAGAUUUGUGGUAUAGAUACUUAUAUUGUUGGAGAAUCUAGUAACAUCUUAGUUAUCUUAACUGACAUCUUUGGUCAUAAAUACAACAAUGUUAUGUUAGUUGCAGAUGCCAUUGCCAAAACAGGUUACAAAGUUUUAAUUCCUGAUAUUCUCAAUGAUGAUCCACUUAAACCAGGUGAUGAUUUCCGACCAUGGUUACCUAAACACACACCUGAUAUUACUGCUCCUAUAGUUGAUAAUUUCUUAAAACGAGUCAAAGAAGAAUUGAAACCAACUUUUUUUGGUGGAAUUGGUUAUUGUUUUGGAGCAAAAUUUGCUAUUCAGAAUUUAUCUACUACUGGGUAUUUAGAUGCUGCAGCCGUUGCACAUCCAUCAUUUGUUUCAAUUGAAGAAGUGAAAGCGAUCAAACGUCCAAUUAUCAUUUCAGCAGCUGAAACCGACGAAGUCUUUGCUCCAGAAUUGAGACAUCAAACCGAAGAUGAAUUGGCUAAAUUAGAAGGCGUCAGAUAUCAGGUUGAUUUAUUCAGUGGUGUUACACAUGGAUUUGCUGUUCGAGGUGACAUCAAAAACCCAAUUGUCAAGUAUGCUAAAGAAAAGGUUUUGGCUGAUCAAUUGGCGUUUUUCAAUAGUGUUAUAGCCUUGAGAGAUCAAUUCUAG